This is a messenger RNA of Neurospora tetraspora, 1070 nucleotides long. RefSeq lists its product as uncharacterized. The record is from RefSeq and is a predicted model, not a curated record. The transcript has a single exon. Lineage: Eukaryota; Fungi; Ascomycota; Sordariomycetes; Sordariales; Sordariaceae. The coding region runs from base 207 to 971 and encodes 254 amino acids.
ACCGGUAUGAAGGAGCAACCCCUCGUUGAGGAGUUUGAUAACCGAAGCAAGACCCCUGGCACUAGUUCAUCCUUUCUUCCUUCACUAUUGAUCACUACUGCGACACAAAGUUGGUUACUCCGGUUGACGACAAAGACAACAUUGAACCCUCAACCCCAGCCCAAACUAAAACACCAAGGUCUCCAUCACCAAACACCAAUUACAAAAUGUUAGAACGCCGCGGGCGAGGACGAGGCUCCAACAGAGACCGUUACCAAGACGAUGACGACUACUCAGACUACUCCGACUACGACCGUCCCUCCCGGUCAGCAACAGCACCUCCCAAGCGCCACCGCUCCAUAAGCCGUCGAGCCCUGGACAGACUCAGUUCCACAUUUGGCAACCUCGGCCUCAACAAAGAUAAAGAUUCAGCAAGAACCAGGUCAUCUGGCUGCUAUCGUGAUGGGGCAGGGGACGACUCCGACUACGACACCGACUACAGCACCAACUACACCCACGACAAGAAACGUUCCUCCCGAUCACGACACCACUCCCCCGACCGCGAUCGCGGUAGUGGUACCCAUUCCUCCCGCUACCCGCCUCGAGCCAGUCUAAACCGUCAACGCUCCUACUCCUACUCUCCCGAGCGGUACGAAAGCAGGCAGCGUGGGCGAAGCAGCCAUCGAAGCACAGGAAACAGCCGUGACCCACGUUCCAAGAGCCGAUGGGCGCGGAGCAUUGAUGCUGCUCUCGACGCCGCUGCCAUCGAGGCCGUCAGGGUGCGCAAGGAGCCCGGCCCGUGGACGGGCAGGAAGGGGUCGAGGGUGUUGACGGCGGCGAUGGCGGCGGCGGCGGUGGGAGUGGCGACGGAUCAUAGGCAGGAUGGGAGGGGGGAUAAGAAGGGGAAGAUUGGGAGUGCGUUGGGCGGGUUGGUGAUUAAUCGGAUGCUUAAUGGGCCGAGGAAGGAUUUGAGGAGGGACUUGAGGUAUUAGGUUGGGUGGAGGGGAAAUGGUGAUGAAUGAAGGCGCAGUUACGUUAUGGGGCAUGGGUACGGGCAUGCAUCUGGUUUAUGAAGUUAUGACUGAUGAAGG